UGCAGACGACCUGUGAGCUGGGAGCGAUUUAAAACGCUUAGGAUUCCCCUGGCCUGGGUGGGGAGAGCGAGCUGGGUGCCCCCUAGAAUCCCCACCCUCGGCUCCCCAUGAGCGAAUCAUCGGCCCCAUGGAGCCCGGCAAUUAUGCCACCUUGGACGGAGCCAAAGAUAUCGAAGGCUUGCUGGGACCCGGAGGGGGUCGGAAUCUAGUCGCCCACUCCCCACUGGCUAGCCAUCCCGCGGCGCCAACGCUGAUGCCGACUGUCAACUAUGCCCCCCUGGAUCUGCCAGGCACUGCAGAGCCACCAAAGCAGUGCCACCCUUGUCCUGGGGUGCCUCAGGGGGCAUCUCCAGCUCCCGUGCCUUAUGGCUACUUUGGAGGCGGGUACUACUCUUGCCGAGUGUCCAGGAGCUCACUGAAACCCUGUGCCCAGACGGCCACCCUGGCCACCUACCCUUCGGAAACUCCUGCGCCUGGGGAGGAGUACCCCAGCCGUCCCACCGAGUUUGCCUUCUAUCCCGGCUACCCUGGACCUUACCAGCCUAUGGCCAGUUACCUGGAUGUGUCUGUGGUGCAGACCCUGGGAGCCCCUGGGGAGCCUCGCCACGACUCUCUGCUUCCUGUGGACAGUUACCAGCCCUGGACCCUGGCCGGUGGCUGGAACGGCCAGAUGUGUUGUCAAGGUGAACAGAACCCACCCGGUCCUUUCUGGAAAGCGACGUUUGCAGAGCCCAACACCCAGCACCCUCCUGAUGGUUGUGCCUUCCGCCGAGGCCGCAAAAAACGCAUUCCCUAUAGCAAGGGGCAGUUGCGUGAGCUGGAGCGGGAGUAUGCGGCCAACAAGUUCAUCACCAAGGACAAGAGGCGCAAGAUCUCGGCAGCCACCAGUCUCUCUGAACGCCAGAUCACCAUCUGGUUUCAGAACCGCCGGGUCAAGGAGAAGAAAGUUCUGGCCAAGGUCAAGACCAGCGCUACCCCAUGAACGCCAGAGGGGGUGGGCAGUAGACGGGUUGAGGGUUUGUCUUGGAGAAACUGGGAGCCUGCCGGGGCUGGGACUGGCAGAAGGAACCCCAGGAGAUGACACCUUUAGCAGGCUACUGAGUUAUGGACUGUUCCUCAGGGGCUACCCUGCAUGUGCCAGGAGCGUGAGGCCUGGAAUGACAGUCCACUCCACCCGGGUUCCAGAGAACCUGUGUUAGUCAUAAUUAAUCAUUCAUCCUAACGGGGCAGUGAUAAUCUCGUAACCAUCACUAGUUGCCGCGAUAAUUAGUUUCAUGUUUUCUGUCUAGAGCUCAGUAGAGCGCUUAGAGCCCGCUUUCAUAAGUUGAGCUAAUUGUGAAUAAAUACGGAAGAAGAUCUUUUUGUAGG
Messenger RNA from Myodes glareolus (Bank vole), 1368 nucleotides. It is a transcript of the gene Hoxb13, whose product is annotated as homeobox B13. The record is from RefSeq and is a predicted model, not a curated record. Gene Ontology annotation, biological process: regulation of DNA-templated transcription. Lineage: Eukaryota; Metazoa; Chordata; Mammalia; Rodentia; Cricetidae. Gene Ontology annotation, molecular function: DNA binding; DNA-binding transcription factor activity, RNA polymerase II-specific.